This is a messenger RNA of Tribolium castaneum (red flour beetle), 975 nucleotides long. RefSeq names its product Peroxin 19 (gene Pex19). Gene Ontology annotation, cellular component: peroxisomal membrane; peroxisome. Gene Ontology annotation, biological process: protein import into peroxisome membrane. Bases 104 to 916 code for a protein of 270 amino acids. Lineage: Eukaryota; Metazoa; Arthropoda; Insecta; Coleoptera; Tenebrionidae. The record is from RefSeq and is a predicted model, not a curated record. The transcript has 3 exons.
GAAUAGCGACAGGUGGCCUAAAAAUCCCCAAAUCACCUGACAUUUCCCUAACCUCACUUUUGUAACAAAUUCUUAAAGCUUCCCGUUUUAUACCAAUUUUACAAUGAGCGAGUCAAAAAAGCCCGAUUCGGCCUCAAAAGUGGACGCCGAGUUGUCCGAGCUCUUGGACAGUGCUUUGGAAGACUUCAAAAGCGAGCCGCCCAAAGACAGCAAACCUGCGCCCCCACAGGACGAAAUCCCGGACGUUGAGUGGUCGGACGAUUUUAUCCGACAAGCCGCAGCUCAAUUCGAGUCAAACUUUGCCAAUUUGCUUGGCUCAAACCCUGACGGGUCCCAGUUAACCCCCGAGCAAAUCCAGGCCAAGUUCCAGCAAAUGGCAGAGACGGCGCAACAAGUCAUCGAAAAUCCGAGCGGAGACUCGGGUGAUUUCGCAGCCACGAUAUCACAGACGCUCCAGGGGCUGAGUCAGGGGGCUGAGGGGCUCCAGAACCCCAAUUUGGAGCAGGAUAUUAUGAACUUGUUUGCGGGACAGGGGGACCAAAACGCCUUUAUGCCUUUCAUGCAAGGGAUGAUGCAGAGUUUGCUGUCCAAGGACGUGCUCUAUCCGAGUCUCAAGGACAUUUUAGACAAGUUCCCGGAGUGGUUGAGCAAAAAUAAGGACAAGUUGAGUCAAGAAGACGCAGAAAGAUACGAAAAACAACAGAAAUUGAUGGAGGAGAUCUGUGCCGAGUUAGAGAAGGAGAAAGAGAGUGAUAGUAGUGAGCAAAAGAAGGAGAGGUUUGACAAGGUCUUGAGUUUGAUGCAAAAGUUGCAAGAUUACGGACAACCCCCGACCGAUCUAGUGGGCGACGUGGGGCCCCCUUUGCCCCUCGAAAUGCAAAACAACGCCGACCCCAAUCAGUGCAAUGUAAUGUAAUUGGUGAAAACACUGUUGUUUGUUAUUUAUUAUUUAAAUAAAUUGUUUGGGAAAAAACC